Syngnathoides biaculeatus (alligator pipefish) is the source of this 1436-nucleotide messenger RNA. RefSeq names its product tryptophanyl tRNA synthetase 2, mitochondrial (gene wars2). Gene Ontology annotation, cellular component: mitochondrion; mitochondrial matrix. The transcript has 6 exons. Bases 64 to 1176 code for a protein of 370 amino acids. Lineage: Eukaryota; Metazoa; Chordata; Actinopteri; Syngnathiformes; Syngnathidae. The record is from RefSeq and is a predicted model, not a curated record. Gene Ontology annotation, molecular function: ATP binding; tryptophan-tRNA ligase activity. Gene Ontology annotation, biological process: mitochondrial tryptophanyl-tRNA aminoacylation.
UUUCGUCCUAUCGAGGCCACCGUAGUUCUAGUGACGUGACGUCAUCAUGUGUCGAAUCCCAACAUGGCGCUGUCGGUACGGGCUCAUGUGGCACGACAUCUCCUGAUCAAGUUCUUCAGGAAGCUUCACCGAGCCCAACGAAGGUUUCUCUGUGAUGGGGACACGUUGGAAACUAAGGUGUCUAUGGCAACAUCGGAGCGGGUAUUUUCAGGGAUCCAGCCCACUGGGGUCCCACACCUGGGCAACUACCUGGGGACCCUGGCGACAUGGGCAUCCCUCCAGGACCGCUAUCCGUCAGUCAUAUACAGCGUGGUGGACCUGCAUGCUAUCACCCAGCCCCAGGACCCCCGCAGUCUCAGGACCAACGCGCUGGACAUGGUGGCCAGCCUUCUGGCGUGUGGCAUCGACCCAAAUAAGUCCGUUCUCUUCCAGCAGUCUCAGGUGCCUGAGCAUGCCGAACUCUCCUGGAUCCUCGGAUGCUUGACCAGCAUGCCACGCCUUCGACACCUGCCACAGUGGAAGAUGAAGAGCAAGCAGAAGAACGAAGGCAGCGUGGGUCUGUACACGUAUCCUGUCCUCCAGGCUGCCGAUAUUCUCCUUUACAAGUCCACGCACAUCCCUGUCGGCGAGGACCAGGUCCAGCAUCUGGAGCUGACCCAGGACUUGGCCCGUAUCUUCAACAAGCGCUACGGGGACCACGUCUUCCCUGAACCCCGCGCUUUGCUCAGCUCCACCCGAAAGAUCAAAUCCCUCCGGGACCCAUCAUCAAAGAUGUCGAAAUCGGACCCCCAUAGCAUGGCGACCAUUUACAUCACAGACACCCCUGACGAAAUCACUCUGAAAAUCCGCCGCGCCGUCACCGACUGUACCUCGGAGGUGACGUACCACCCAGAAACGAGGCCCGGAGUGUCCAACCUGGUUGCCAUCCACGCCGCCGCCGCCACCAUCGAUGUCGACGAGGCGGUCUCACAAGCACGAGGUUUGGACACGGCGGCGUACAAGAAUCUGGUCGCCGAUGUUGUUGUCCAGAGGCUGGCGCCCAUUCGAGACGAGGUUUUGCGGCUCAGGGCGGAGCGCCCCCACCUGGAGGGCGUGCUGGACGAGGGGCGGACAAAAGCCAGGCGGAUGGCCACCAUCACGCUACAGGAAAUCAAAACAUUAGUUGGGUUAUGUUGACAGCGGGAUUUGGGACUGCCGCUGUAUCACUGACAAUUUUUGAGAUGACAUCCCAGUUAAUUUCCCACCUCCCAAUUUGUUUUUUUUUUUUUAACUGAAACUUUUUUUUUCUCUUCACUCUUGCUCUCGCUCCUCUCUCUUUCUUUAUAUGUACAUAAGGAGCGUGUGUAUUUAUUUGUGUGUGCCUGUGUGUGUGUGUGUGUGUGUGUGUGUGCGUGCGUGUGUGUGUGCGUGUGUGUGUGUGUGCGUGUGUGCGUGUG